CGGUUAUUUCGGCCGGCAGGACGAGUAGGCGGACGGAGCGAGUCACGUCCGGUAAAACCGGAAAAGGACGUGGAGCCGAGGGGCGGAGCCAGAGUAGGAGUGGUUUACGCUCUUUUUAUCUGCGCAGCGAGAUCGGCCGAGUGGGAAGAGUGGCGCCCGCCGGCCCUAACACUCCGCGGUAAUUACGGACACGUCGCCCGUCCGUCCAAAACAUGGAAGGGAUCCGUCCGACGCACGAGACCGAAUUCGCAGGCGUGGCCCAUCCGCUACCAUAUUACGGGAAUCCCCCGGACCUCCCGAGACCAGAAGACGGCACCAAUCCCACCGUUUUCGCCGUGUCGGCGGGAUGCGUAGUGGCAACGGCCGCGCUGCUGGCAGUCUUGGUCUGGGUGUUCCGCCGCCGGACACGGGAGAAAGAGGGUCGCUUAGCUGCGCGUGCUCGUUUAUUCUCCAGAGACAGAUUAACUACGUCAGAAUACAAGAACACAUUGGCCAGUUUGGAUCGCAAGUUAGCCAUGGAUGAAAUAUUAGAAAAGAAAAGAGCUAUUUUAGCGCCAUCUGAUGACUCGAAAACUAACCAAUACGUAGAUGAAGUAUUUGUUGAUCUAACGGCUUCUAAUUUCGUAGACGUGGAAGAAACAAGACUGUUGAAAGAUAAUUGUUAAACAAAAACAAAUUGUUAUUAAUUAGAGUGUGCGCGUGUCAGUGUAGCCAGCCUAUAUAUACACAGUGUA
This is a messenger RNA of Centruroides sculpturatus (bark scorpion), 734 nucleotides long. RefSeq lists its product as uncharacterized. NCBI's taxonomy places the organism in Eukaryota, Metazoa, Arthropoda, Arachnida, Scorpiones, Buthidae. The coding region runs from base 213 to 665 and encodes 150 amino acids. The transcript has 2 exons. The record is from RefSeq and is a predicted model, not a curated record.